Glycine soja is the source of this 1271-nucleotide messenger RNA. Its product is annotated as tryptophan synthase alpha chain-like. The transcript is spliced from 10 exons. Gene Ontology annotation, cellular component: chloroplast; cytosol. The coding region runs from base 144 to 1079 and encodes 311 amino acids. Lineage: Eukaryota; Viridiplantae; Streptophyta; Magnoliopsida; Fabales; Fabaceae. Gene Ontology annotation, molecular function: tryptophan synthase activity. Gene Ontology annotation, biological process: L-tryptophan biosynthetic process. The record is from RefSeq and is a predicted model, not a curated record.
UUUGCUUCAUUGCUUUAGCACUUAUCCAAUGGGUUAUGGUUCUGGUGAAAAGCUCUGUGAUUGUUCAAUGGGUUUCUAGAAUGAAUGUUCUAUGGAAUUAUCAUUCAACCCAAUGACCAGUUUAGUUAGUGAUUCUCAUUUUUAUGGCUCUUGCCCUGAAGUCAAGUUGCUUCUUGCAAUUGAAGAAACCUGAGGCUGGUUUCAAUGUUUGUUUUUCAUCUAAGAAAGCUAUAAUCUCCGUGAAACGACACACUCCCGUGGCUGCUAUCAGGACCAUGGAAGCAGUGGGACUCUCUGCAACAUUCACCAGGUUGAAAAAAGAAGGAAAAGUAGCUUUCAUCCCGUAUGUCACUGCUGGUGAUCCUGACCUUUCAACCACAGCAGAAGCACUGAAAGUGCUUGAUUCAUGUGGGUCUGACAUAAUUGAGCUAGGUGUUCCAUACUCUGAUCCUUUGGCAGAUGGUCCUGUUAUCCAGGCUGCUGCUACAAGAUCUUUAGCAAAGGGGACCAAUUUGAAUGCGAUUAUUGAUAUGUUGAAGGAGGUUGUUCCGCAACUGUCAUGUCCAAUUGCACUGUUUACAUAUUACAAUCCAAUACUGAAGCGUGGUACUGAUAAAUUUAUGUCCACUAUAAGAGACAGUGGUGUACAUGGGCUUGUAGUCCCAGAUGUCCCUCUGGAGGAGACGGAAACUUUAAGGACAGAAGCUAAGAAACAUGGAAUUGAACUGGUACUCCUCACAACACCCACAACUCCAACAAACCGAAUGAGAGCCAUUGUUGAUGUGGCAGAAGGAUUUGUGUAUCUUGUGAGCUCAGUGGGGGUCACUGGAGCCCGAGCAUCAGUUAGUGGUUCUGUUCAGUCUCUUUUGAAGGAAAUUAAAGAGGCAACUACUAAACCUGUGGCAGUUGGUUUUGGAAUAUCAAAACCUGAGCAUGUGAAACAGGUAGUGGUAUGGGGAGCUGAUGGUGUGAUUGUUGGCAGUGCUAUAGUGAAGGUGCUUGGUGAGGCCAAAUCUCCUCAAGAGGGAUUGAAAGAACUUGAAGUUUUCACCCGCUCCUUAAAAGCGGCACUUCCUUAAAAAAUAUGUUUUAAGAGCUCGAACUUCAUGUAGUUGUUGUCGUCAUCGUAGAUAUUGGAUUCAAUAAAAUGCGGUUCAGUUGUUUUUCUUCUGUUCAUGAUAUAGUAGUUUUGACAUUUUUAUUUCCUUUUCAAUUAUGAUUGGAUUUCUUAGUUACUGAAAUAAAUGUCCCAUAUGAAUUUCAUCUCCUCA